Messenger RNA from Phyllotreta striolata, 1779 nucleotides. NCBI's taxonomy places the organism in Eukaryota, Metazoa, Arthropoda, Insecta, Coleoptera, Chrysomelidae. The record is from the annotation of a GenBank genome assembly.
AUGUCGAACAAUACGGCCCCCGACAGUUGGGAAUCUCAGGCUGAUUCCACAUCGACGAACAAUUCGCCACAACACACUACAAAUAUGACAGCUCAAUUUUCCACGUUGAACGUUAAUGCUGUCGAAUUUGUGCCUUCGUUUUCGUUCUCGAAACCCGCUGAUGCCGAUGUAGUCGAGAACGAAUCACCAACUAGUUCGCAAGGAUCAAAUUCAUCGCCCAAACAUAGCCCGUUAUUAAACGGUAACGUCGGGGACACCUUAGUCGAAAGGGUGGAAGUCAAAGAGCCGCCGCCCAUCCCGCCGGCCGACGGGGACGCAUCCCCGGCGGGCGAGGGCGGCACGUGGGAGGACGUGGCCGACGAGGACAGCACGUCGGCCUCCGCCCCGCCGGCCACCACGCCGGAGGGCGACGACGACGAGGAGCCCUCGUCGGAGGAGGCGCCGAUCAAAAUCAAAAAGAAGCCCGCCGUCAAGGAGAAGCCCGAGGAGGACAAGAAGGAGCACAUCAACGUGGUGUUCAUCGGACACGUGGACGCCGGCAAGAGCACCAUCGGCGGCCAAAUCAUGGCCUUGACCGGUAUGGUCGACAAGCGAACGUUGGAGAAGUACGAACGAGAAGCCAGAGAAAAGAGCAGGGAGAGCUGGUAUUUGAGCUGGGCUUUGGAUACCAAUCAAGAAGAAAGGGAUAAGGGAAAGACGGUGGAAGUCGGUCGUGCCUUUUUCGAGACGGAAAAGAAACAUUUCACGAUUUUGGACGCUCCCGGACACAAAAGUUUCGUGCCUAACAUGAUCGGCGGAGCGGCGCAGGCCGAUCUCGCCGUGCUGGUCAUCUCGGCGAGGAAAGGGGAAUUCGAGACGGGAUUCGACAGAGGCGGCCAAACCAGGGAGCACGCCAUGCUGGCCAAAACGGCGGGCGUUAAAUAUCUCGUGGUGCUUGUAAAUAAAAUGGACGAUCCUACGGUCAACUGGGACGAAGCUAGAUACAACGAGUGUAAAGACAAAAUUCUUCCUUAUCUUAAAAAACUAGGUUUCAUUUUGAACAAGGAUUUGUACUUUUUGCCUUGUUCGGGCCAGACGGGCCAAGGUUUGAAGGAGAAGAUAGACGAAUCGAUUUGUUCGUGGUACAGGGGCGAGGCGUUCAUACCGUUCAUAGAUAGUCUGCCGUCGUUGACGAGAAAAACCGACGGGCCUUUUAUAAUGCCUAUUGUAGAUAAAUAUAAGGAUAUGGGUACAGUGCUGAUGGGCAAAGUCGAAUCGGGCGAAUGUAAAAAGGGCCAAACGAUGCUCAUCAUGCCGAAUAGGACGCCCGUCACCGUCGAUAUGUUGCUAUCGGACGACGACGAAGUCAAUCGGGUGAUACCCGGCGAGAACGUCAAAGUGAAAGUCAAAGGUGUGGAGGAGGAGGACGUCAGUCCGGGUUUCGUCCUGUGCGAUUCCCUCAAUCCGAUACACACCGGUAGAGUGUUCGACGCCCAAUUGGUCAUAUUAGAACAUAGAUCGAUCAUAUGCGCGGGUUACAGUGCCGUCAUGCAUAUCCAUUGCGCAGCCGAAGAGGUCACCGUCAAAGCCUUAAUAUGUUUGGUAGAUAAGAAAACGGGAGAGAAAAGUAAAACUCGCCCGAGGUUCGUCAAACAGGAUCAAGUAGCUAUUAUGAGAAUUGAAUGCGCCGGAGUGAUUUGCUUAGAACCGUUUAAGUUUAUGCCGCAAAUGGGCAGAUUUACGUUAAGAGAUGAAAAUAGAACAAUUGCCAUCGGGAAAGUACUGAAACUGGUGGAAUAA